AUGUCGAAACCACUGGCUAUUGUGAAGUCUCUUGACCAUCUGGUUCUCACUUGUGCCAACAUACCAAAGACAAUCCAAUGGUAUGGCAGAUUCCUCGCGAUGAAGCAUGAGACUUUCGCACCGCCGUCCGAUCCGUCGAACCAGCGCCAUGCCCUCAAGUUCGGCACUCAAAAGAUCAACCUGCACCAACAAGGAAAGGAAUUUGAGCCCAAGGCCAUGACAGCUCUGCCAGGGACGGCAGACCUCUGCUUUCUGAUUGAGGAGGACUCGAAUCUUGAGGAACUGGUAAAGGGGUUUCAAAAAGAGGGAGUGGAGGUACUCGAGGGCGAGCAGGUGGUCGACCGAACUGGAGCCAACGGGGCGAUUCGAAGUGUCUAUGUCAGGGACCCAGAUGGUAAUUUGAUCGAACUCUCAAAGUUCCUUCUGGACUUCUGGGCCAAAAAGGCUGGACUGAAAUACUUUGGCUCCGCGACCGACUCGCCUGGACAGCGCGAGCGCGCUGGGUACGAAGCAGCCUACCCUCAAUACGAUGCAAUAUUCGCAGACAACGGCGAAUUUGGCCAGACGACCCCGACCAACGGCCAAAAGUGGCUAUUCACGGAGCCUGAGCGAGGCGUCUUCAACUUUACCGAGGGUGAAAUUGUUUCGUCCCUUGCCAAGUCGCACGGCAAGAUCUUGCGGUGUCAUGCUCUCGUGUGGCACUCACAGCUCGCCCCCUGGGUGGAGGCACAGAACUGGACAGCGGCUGAGGCAGCUGAGGUCAUCACGACACACAUCACCAACGUGGCGGGCCAUUGGAAGGGACAAUGCUACGCGUGGGACGUGGUCAACGAAGCUCUGCUCGACGACGGAACCUGGAGGCCGUCCCCAUUUUACAACGCCCUCGGACCGGAUUAUAUCAAGCUUGCCUUCCAGGUGGCCUCGGAAACGGACCCGGAUGCUAAGCUGUACUACAACGAUUACAACCUCGAGCGGCCUGGUCCGAAGGCCACAGCAGCGGCUGGGAUCGCGCGAAUGCUGAAGGAUGCGGGAAUCAGGAUUGACGGAAUCGGCAUGCAGGCUCAUCUCACCGCGGGCCGCUCGCCGUCUCUUGAGGAACAAGUGGCAGUGAUGGAGCAGUAUGCUGAGACAGGGGUUGAGGUGGCCCUGACGGAGCUGGAUGUGCGCAUUAAUCUACCAGCCAACGAGACCAACUUGCAGCAGCAGAAGCAAGGCUAUCAUGAUGCCGUGGCUGCCUGUGUCCAGGUCGACGCUUGUGUGGGUGUCACAAUCUGGGAUUUUUAUGACCCGUUCAGCUGGGUUCCGGUGACCUUCCCCGGACAGGGUGAGCCUCUACUCUGGUUUGAGGAUUUCACAAAGCAUCCCGCCUACUACGGGGUGCUGGAAGCUUUUGCGCAGGAGACAAAUUCGACCUGUGGGCGGCAAAGGCGCAGGGCAGUCCGAUAUUUUUAA
Molecule: messenger RNA, 1452 nt
Organism: Diaporthe citri
Lineage: Eukaryota; Fungi; Ascomycota; Sordariomycetes; Diaporthales; Diaporthaceae
Exons: 6
Coding region: 1-1452 (483 amino acids)
Biological process (GO): carbohydrate metabolic process
Molecular function (GO): hydrolase activity, hydrolyzing O-glycosyl compounds
Source: RefSeq, a predicted model, not a curated record